Exophiala mesophila is the source of this 1606-nucleotide messenger RNA. RefSeq lists its product as uncharacterized. Lineage: Eukaryota; Fungi; Ascomycota; Eurotiomycetes; Chaetothyriales; Herpotrichiellaceae. Bases 107 to 1366 code for a protein of 419 amino acids. The record is from RefSeq and is a predicted model, not a curated record. The transcript has a single exon. Gene Ontology annotation, biological process: translation. Gene Ontology annotation, molecular function: structural constituent of ribosome. Gene Ontology annotation, cellular component: ribosome.
CACUUUGUCAAGCGAGCACUUGUUAGUCUUUGUGCAGAAUAUUUUCUGUUGACUCUGGGCGCGCAAGUUUGCUUCCGGCAGGACGUGUGCCAUUGCAGGUACCAUCAUGAGUGCAGCAAGACCUGGUCUUCUCCAGGUUUGCCGUACUUGGAGGUCAACGAAACCUCGUCGCUUCCUCUCGUCUCCGCAGGCCUGCAACACGCAGUCGACUUCAGUCACCUUGCAGAGCUUGUCUUGUUUCAGAUCUCCUGCAGACGCUCGAUUCUCAUCUACAACAGCGUUGCGAGGUGAAGCUUCCCCUCAUGAUCCUUCCGCCGAUUCCUCUUGGGGCAACGAACAAGCCCUCCGCUUUCUCGCCCAAGCUCAAGAUCAUCAAUACUUGACCGAGGCCGAGAAUCAAGAACGAGCUCGUCUGUACCUGCAGCAGCAAGAGGCACAAUUACAAAUCCUCCAACUCAAGAGGACCGAGUUCCCUUCGCCAAGCAAAGCAGCCGCUGCUGAAUUUCAAAGAGUCAAGGCCGUCCAUGACGAGACAUGGGAUCAACUGGUGAAACAGCUGCAGCAGGCAUUGCAGCGGCAAUCCAGCGAGAAAUACGAGGCCAUAAUUGCCGAGACCAAGGAGCGCGCGCAGGCCGAGAUUAAAAAAGUAGCUGCUCGCCAGGAAGCGGUUGGAAAGAAGCUCAGCCACCUUAGCCGUCAGACCAGAGCUUUACGCCAAAGCCUCGUUGAAGAGCAGCGUCAGAUUCGUUCGAUUUUAUUUCAACUGCGCCGUCAGCAAAGAUCUCAGGGCGGACAGCUUGCCGACGCUGACCAAAGUCGACUGGCCAACCUCAAUGCCCAGCUGAGCGAGACGCGAGCGCAGCUUCAAGAUCUCGCACGGAAACGGCCCACGCUGAAUGCCGCACCACGAGGGAAACCAACUACGUUGACGGGUACUGUGACGCGGACUGGGACGAUGCACAAGACAGUGCGUGUGACGCAGAAGACGCAGACGUGGAACAAGCAGCUGCAGAAACACUACUCGGCCAAGAUCCAACGGCUGGUGCAUGAUCCAGAGGAGAUCACCAUCGAAGGCGAUGUUGUCACCAUCGGUCUCUUCACGCCGGAGAUUCGAGAGCAAAGGGAGAAGCUGGGUAAAAUUGGCAAGGGCCGAAUUGAAUACAUGAUCAAGGAGAUUGUGACGCCGUUUGGCAAGACGGUGGAGGAGCGCCGUUCACAACGUGCUGUCGCUGCCGGCGCCGGCGAGGACGGCGUGGAAGAAGAAUGGAAGAACAAGGUCGCCAAAGCCACCAAGGCCGGUAAGAAGCGCCAGGGUGUCUUAGCUAAGGGCAGACAGAAGAAAAACUCUCGAAUUGUUGUCGCUUGAGCAGUUGUCAGUCUGCGCAAGUGAGGGGAGUCAUGCACCUUUGGGGCCAUGUUGACUUCUAUAUACAUGUUGUCAUACACGCUGUCAUGGCCAGCGAUUUGUAUAAUUAGACUGCAGUAGUGGGCGAAGAUUAAGCGACUCCAUUACCUCGCCGAGCUCUAUGAUCUUCAAAUGGAUGGCAAUGCGAAGAUUGGUAAUUUUCCGUCGAGCACUACUUAACUGUGAUCAUAGGGCCAUUUA